AUAAAGUUCCAAGUUUUCUUGCCCUAAUAUGGUAUUCCAUAUCCAUGUAUAGGAGCAAGACAGUGGUCUUCAGCUGGUGCACCUCCUCCUGGCUUGUGCUGAAGCAGUGGCCAAAGAGGAUUACAUGUUAGCUAAAAGAUAUAUCCACCACCUCGGCCAAGUGGUUACUCCUCUUGGUGACUCCAUGCAACGCGUUGCCUCGUACUUCACUGAGGCGCUCACCACAAGACUCUCGGCUGUUACCCUCACUCCUACUACUUGUACUCCUAAACCCUACACAGCAUUCCCUCCAAACUCCUUUGAGAUUCUCAAAAUCUAUCAAACGCUCUACCAAGCCUGCCCUUACAUCAAGUUUGCCCAUUUCACUGCCAACCAAGCCAUUUUUGAAGCUUUUGAAUGCGAAGAACGAGUUCAUAUCAUUGACUUGGACAUACUCCAGGGUUAUCAAUGGCCGGCUUUCAUCCAAGCUCUUGCCGCUCGUAAGGGUGGAGCUCCAUUUCUUCGUAUAACCGGUGUUGGGUCACCACCUGAAUUCGUUAAGGAAACAGGUCGGUGUCUUACAGAACUAGCACACUCUCUUCAUGUGCGAUUUGAGUUUCAUCCAGUAGGUGAAAGACUCGAAGAUCUUAAAUCCCAUAUGUUACAACGACGGGUUGGAGAAGCACUUGCUGUCAACUCUGUGAAUCGGCUCCACCGAGUUUCUAGUAAUUAUCUAGGAAAUUUACUAGGAAUGAUUAGAGACCAAGCUCCAAAUAUCGUAACCCUAGUUGAGCAAGAAGCAAGUCAUAACGGACCCUACUUCUUGGGAAGAUUCCUCGAAGCACUGCAUUAUUACUCAGCUAUAUUCGACUCAUUGCACGCAACAUUUCCGGCCAACUCGCCUGAAAGAGUGAAGGUUGAACAUUAUAUAUUUGCGCCAGAGAUAAGAAAUAUAGUAGCCUGUGAAGGAUCAGAAAGGGUAGAGAGACAUGAAAGGUUGGAGAAGUGGAGAAAGUUGAUGAAAGGGAAAGGGUUCAAAGAGGUGGCACUGAGUCAAAACGCAUUGACUCAGUCAAAACUGUUGUUAGGUUUGUACUCUUGUGAUGGGUAUAGGUUGACUGAAGACCGUGGUUGUUUGCUCCUGGGGUGGCAAGAUCGAGCUAUCUUAGCUGCUUCUGCAUGGCGUUGUUAGUUGGGCCUAAAAUGCGUGUAUUAUGUGCCUCUUUUGUUUCUUCU
This is a messenger RNA of Papaver somniferum (opium poppy), 1215 nucleotides long. Its product is annotated as DELLA protein GAI1-like. Bases 125 to 1171 code for a protein of 348 amino acids. The record is from RefSeq and is a predicted model, not a curated record. Gene Ontology annotation, biological process: regulation of DNA-templated transcription. Lineage: Eukaryota; Viridiplantae; Streptophyta; Magnoliopsida; Ranunculales; Papaveraceae. Gene Ontology annotation, cellular component: nucleus. The transcript has a single exon. Gene Ontology annotation, molecular function: sequence-specific DNA binding; DNA-binding transcription factor activity.